Molecule: messenger RNA, 1451 nt
Organism: Hemibagrus wyckioides
Lineage: Eukaryota; Metazoa; Chordata; Actinopteri; Siluriformes; Bagridae
Gene: lxn
Product: latexin
Exons: 7
Coding region: 1-885 (294 amino acids)
Molecular function (GO): metalloendopeptidase inhibitor activity
Source: RefSeq, a predicted model, not a curated record
AUGAAUCGGUCCUGCUUGGUUUGUCUGGUUCUUGUCUCACUGGUUUGGCAAUGUCCAGUGUUUUACAGCAGCCCAGUGACUAGGACUCCGGAUACAAGCUCUCAAAUUGAUGUGGACUGUCCUUCCAGCUGUGCGUUAGCAUUUCCUAACACUACAUCAACAACUAAGGACAUUGUGGAUCAGGACAUUGUGGAUCAGGACGGGCUAAACAUGACUUCAAGAAAACUGAAUCCAAAAUUUUAUGAAGCAACGCGGGCAGGCCAUGCCAUCCAACACUACAUCAACACCAUCUACGGCUCGCCAUUCAGGCUGUAUACAGUGACUCAAAUCCAUAAUGCAAGAACAGAGGACAUGGGCGAAUCUGGUAUGAAGUACUUCCUUGAAUUCUCUGUGAAGGACACUGUUGGCGAGAGUUCAGAAGGCCGGUGCUCAGCUGAGGUGCUCUACCCCAGAGGGGAGACGCAGCGUCCACCUCAGGUCCAGUGUUCUUGCGAUGGGCUACCUCGUCUCAACACCUCUAAUAAGGAGCAGGAAUUCUACCAGCAACACAGUGGCAAUAGCAAUGCUGUAACUGUAAACGAUUUACCAGACAGCCAAGGUCACAUGGAGCCUGAUAUGGUCCCUUUCUGGCACUUGGGACACUUGGCUGCUAGCUUUGUCAUGCUUAACGAGUCCAGUGAAAACACGCUUUACAACAUGGCUCAAGUGUCCAAGCUGAAACAGCUGAAGAGCGAAGAUGACCAGCUAAAUUUCGAGUAUGAGGUUCUCCUUCAUGAAAUGGUUUCCCAGGAGAUCAUCCGUUGGAAGCUGCUAAUCACCUGGUCUCCAGCAAAGAGUGUAAAAGUGUUAGAUAGUGUACUGCUGCCACGAUGCCGGUGCAACUAAAACCCUCAAGCUUUUCCAAAAUCACUAAUUAAAUUCAUAUCCACUUAUAUUGUCAUUUUCAACAAGAAAACAACAUUAUAGUAAAGUUGCUGCUUGAACGUUUUAAUAACCAGGAUUGAUGCUUUGAGUAAACACGCAAACGGGCUACUUCAAAUACUAUUAGUAUUGCAUCACUCCAACAUUAAACUGAGUAAUCUAUUGGUUGAAAGUGGCAGCUAGCAUUUAUAACAAACGACACAUGUGAAAUGAAGUGACCAAUGGAAAAUUAGCCUUUGAAGCAUUAGCUAUUUCCAAGCAAGAAUAAAUUGAAAAAAGCGAGAGACGCGAUUGAUGGGAAAUGCAAGUAGCUGUUUGUUCUACAGCUGUGUCUGGUGCUGGAAAGUGUAUUCAAUCACUUACGACUGAUUUGUAAUGUGUUACAGAACAUCUGACCUAAUGGCUAAUAAUCUUGUUUUUUGGUUAAAUGUAUAUUUUCUGUUUGACCAUUUGAAUUAGUUCUUUGCUAACAACUGCAGUAAACAACCACUAAAAGAAAACCCUUAUCUAUGUAUUAAAAAAAAAGCAAA